Messenger RNA from Zeugodacus cucurbitae (melon fly), 495 nucleotides. RefSeq lists its product as uncharacterized. The coding region runs from base 98 to 373 and encodes 91 amino acids. NCBI's taxonomy places the organism in Eukaryota, Metazoa, Arthropoda, Insecta, Diptera, Tephritidae. The record is from RefSeq and is a predicted model, not a curated record. The transcript has a single exon.
UGUACUAGUUGUUGGCGAAACUGCUGGACAGCCAGUCGAAAUUUGAAAAUCUGAAUGAGACGUUUGCUCGCAACAGCUUAUCUUCACAGCGUUAAAAAUGGAAUACUUCAAGCUUGUUUUGGUUUUGCUGGCGUUAUGUGCCUGUGCCUCAGCAUUCACCCGUUUGCCCAGAAGCAAUGACGAGAACGACGACGAUGUGACGGAGCCUCUGGGGAUCGCUUCAGUCAAGUCACGAGCCAUCGCCAUGGACCGAGGCCUUUGCCGGGAACUAUCGCGCUACCACCCACACUAUCCACGCUGCCAGGAAUAUUGCAAGAAACUCAACCACUGGAUGGGCAUGUGCCGACGUGAGAGCUGUCAUUGCUAUUCUUAGAAACAGAAAUUGCAUUGUACGUGUAAUUAUUUGUGCAAUUAUCUCACCUAUAACUAAGUUUGUGCUUCUAUUUAAUUGAAAAUGUGCUGCAAUAAAUAUUUGAUAGUGCAAAGUGCCAAACA